AUGGCCAACAAAGAAGGCUUCAAUCACAAUAAUCUGGACAUUGUUUUCAAGUUACACAAAACACAACGAUACAUAGAUAUUAUGAACAAAGUCGAGGAUGACCUUGACCCAAUAUAUACAUAUACUUCUAUUAUGAAAGAACUUGAGGAUUUCGAUCAUGUUCUAAUUAACAGAAAAAAAUCAUCAGAGACAGGGUCGGUUUUGAAAGAUGAUUCAAAGUACCACCAAAUGGUUCUCGAAUGUAACACAUUGUUAGGCGACAUAGAAAAAGAGAUAGGCAAUGUCCAUAAUUUCAUUCGUGAUGAAUGCCGCCUCAAGUUUCCUGAACUCGAGUCACAAGUCCAUGACCCGUUCCUUUAUGCACGAGCGGUCAAGUAUACAGGGAAUCAUGUAUACUUUCCUUCCAUUAAACGUCGUCUCCCUGAGGAAGUUUUUCAAAAGGUCUUUCAAGCGUGUGAUUUGGUGCUUACAUUGGACACAUCCAAAAAUAAACUUUUAGAAUAUGUGACACGAAGAAUGGUGUAUGUUGCACCGAACCUUUGUGGUGUUGUUGGGAGAGAAGUAGCGGCAAAACUUAUGGUCGCGGCUGGAAGUCUUGAGUCAUUAGCUGAUAUGCCGGCUAGUGAUGUUCAGCUUCUAGGUACCGAAAAUAACAUAAGCUUGUUAUCUAGUCAUUAUUCUAAUAAGUUCGGUGUUGCUUACAUUGAAGAAACAGAUGUUUUUAAGACGGCACGUCGUGAUAUGAAGAUGCUUGUUAGUCGGCAUUUGGCUGAAAAAUCAGUUAUUGCGGCACGAAUAGACUCUGCUAGAGAUGAUCCAUCCGGAAGUUAUGGAAGAACAUGCCUGCAAGAAUUUCGAAACAAGAAUAUUGAUCUCUUUUAG
This is a messenger RNA of Erigeron canadensis, 882 nucleotides long. RefSeq names its product U4/U6 small nuclear ribonucleoprotein Prp31 homolog. The transcript has a single exon. Gene Ontology annotation, biological process: spliceosomal tri-snRNP complex assembly; mRNA splicing, via spliceosome. Gene Ontology annotation, cellular component: precatalytic spliceosome; U4/U6 x U5 tri-snRNP complex; U4 snRNP. NCBI's taxonomy places the organism in Eukaryota, Viridiplantae, Streptophyta, Magnoliopsida, Asterales, Asteraceae. The coding region runs from base 1 to 882 and encodes 293 amino acids. The record is from RefSeq and is a predicted model, not a curated record.